GCGUGGACACACCGAGAGCUUCGCAGCUGAAAGACCUACCUCACCUACUAUGGCGGCGAGAGGAGGCCGUGGCGGUGGGCGCGGUGGUGGACGCGGCGGAGGCGGGAUGAGAGGGGACAAUGGCCCUCCAAUGGGCGCAUUCACUUGGGCGGAGCUCGCCAAGAUGGACAAGGAGCCAAGCAAGGCAUAUCCUCCAAUGGAGGAGAAGCCGGUGCUAUCGCCAGCAACGCCGUUUGAGGAGCGGGCGGUUGCGCUGCAGCUCAAAUUCCUGUCCGAGCAGCGCUACACAUCAUGGUGGCCCGUCGAAGAGGAGAAACGGCGGCGCGAGGUGCCACGCUUCUCGGAUCGCUACCACCGGGACAAUGCAAAGAACGGCUCGCAGUCGCUCAAAAUCAGAGAGGCCGCCUACAUGCAAAGGGAGGCCUUUCCAAGGGGGCUAUGGAAGGCCUUUAUGGACGGGGAGGAUAAGAAGGCCGAUGGGAAGAGGAGCGACGGAGCUGGCCCGUCCAAGAAGCGGACGGAUUGGAAACGAAUGCUGGAGCGCCUCGAGACCGGCGGAGAGGCUCCCCCGGAUCGGUCACCAUCUCCCGAUGAGGAGGAGCCCAUGGACGAUUACGAGGACGAGGAAGAAGACGACUAUGCAGACAAUUACUUCGACAAUGGCGAAGGGGAUGACAUCGAGGACGAGGGUGGCGGUGGCGAAGCUGAAUACGACUGAGAACCGUAAGCACAGCACUGUACUCUAUUGAAACUAUUUUCGACUCCUCGUGCGGCAAAGUUGGUGUGCAGGGUGUGAUCAGGGGCUGAUUAAGCAAAAUGUGAUGCUCUCACUCAA
Molecule: messenger RNA, 835 nt
Organism: Acaromyces ingoldii
Lineage: Eukaryota; Fungi; Basidiomycota; Exobasidiomycetes; Exobasidiales; Cryptobasidiaceae
Exons: 3
Coding region: 131-718 (195 amino acids)
Biological process (GO): transcription by RNA polymerase III
Source: RefSeq, a predicted model, not a curated record